ACAAGAACUUCAAACAACAUUCAAGUGUCAACAGGACAAUGUGAUAUCUUACAAAAUUCUUAACACAAAGUUCAUAACAGAAGUUCUUCAACCAAAAAUCAGGACUAAACCAGAAUUACAGUAGGAUUAGAUGAACUUUUGGACCAGGAUGAGUCGUAAAGGUCAUGAUGACAAAGCCACCCUCAUCAGAAUGGAGGAGCAACCGGAGACCAGUUAUGGCAGCAUGAACACUGAACCGACAAAUCAGAAUGUGCCAGUGUAUCCCCUGGACCAGAAUGUUUUCAGUGAUGGAAAGACCAAAGUUGAUUUUGUGCUGGUGUGGGAGGAGCCUUUGGGUGAGCAGAAGGAGGAGUCUAACACAGAAAGUGUCACUCACACAAAAUGGAGGGAGGGGUUUCUGAACCAACUCAAGCACAGUGGACUUUUAAUUGAAAAGAGAGAAGUGGGGCAGGUGAAGUCGCGUUUGUUCUUUGUGCUCCUCAGCGCCCCCUGGAAUGUGCUGUGUUACUAUGCAGAGGAGAUUAGCCUUAGGGCACCACUACAGGUAGUGAAUUCAAAGAAUUUGAACUGGUCUGAAAAAAUCAUGCAGAAAUUGUCCAUCCCAAACCUCCUCAGCCAUGACGUCCCCCUCACGCCACCAGACUACUACACCUGUCAGUUCAAAGCCAACAAACUGGACAGGUUCCUGGGCAGCCAUGACACAGACAACUUUUUUAAGCCCACACAGCGCCACCAAGUGCUGUAUGAGAUCCUGUCGCGCACGCCCUACGGGUCAGUGAGGAGAGGGCAGGUGGGCAUUAACCGACUCAUCAAAGACACAGUGUUCAGCGCAGCCUACCCCCUGCACCAGGGCAGUGUGGAGCCCCCUUCUGGGACCCCUCCUCAGCCCCUGGCUCUGCGACAGGUGCUCUUCUCUCACUGGGCAGCCUGGAGCUGCUGGAGGAAGUACCAGCCUCUGGACCACGUUCGGGAGUACUUUGGGGAGAAAAUCGCCCUGUACUUCGCCUGGCUCGGGUUCUACACUGGCUGGCUGUUCCCGGCUGCGGUCAUGGGUCUGCUGGUGUUCCUGGUGGGCUUCUGGCUGAUACAGACGGACGUUCCGGCGAAGGAGGUGUGUGACAGUGGAGGUUCCUUCGUCAUGUGUCCUGUGUGCAAAGUCUGUCCCUUCUGGAACUACUCCAGCAUCUGCUUCACCUACAAGGCAGGUCUUCUUUUUGACAAUGGUGGCACAGUGUUCCUGUCUGUGUUCAUGUCUCUGUGGGCGGUGACGUUCCUGGAGUACUGGAAGAGGACAGGCUCGAUCCUGUCCUUGCGCUGGGACUGCUCUAGCUUCCAGGACAUCGAGGAGCGUCCACGUCCAGAGUUCACAGCCAUGGCUCCAAUGACCAUCAGGAACCCAGUGACAGGAGCCGAAGAGCCCUACUUCCCCAACAGACAGCGCUUGAACCGGACCGUCACCAGCUUUUCCAUCCUCAUCAUCAUGAUUGCUGUCGUGCUGAUAUUUCUUACUGCCAUCAUCUUGUACCGCUCUAUCAUCACUCUGAUCAUCUACCACUCCACCUCGGGGCUCAUCUCCAGCUCUGCUCAGAGGAUUGCCAGUAUCUCUGGUUCAGUCUUGAAUCUUGUGAUGAUCUUGAUUCUGUCCAAAGUGUACACAAUGUUAGCCCAGAUCCUCACACGCUGGGAAAUGCACCGCACUCAGAGUGACUAUGAGGACAUGUUCACCCUCAAAGUCUUCAUCUUCCAAUUUGUCAACUUCUACUCGUCCCCAGUCUACAUUGCCUUCUUUAAGGGCAGGUUUGUUGGAGUCCCUGGAAACUACAACACUCUGUUUGGGGUCCGCAAUGAAGAUUGUGGGGCAGGAGGGUGCCUGAUAGAACUGGCUCAAGAGCUUCUCAUCAUCAUGGUGGGAAAACAGAUCAUCAACAACGUCCAAGAGCUUGUCAUGCCGAAGUUGAAGGCUUGGUGGCAAAGGCGGAGUUUUAGAAAGGGCCAGGAUGAGGAGAAGAAACAGGAAGUGCCACCGUGGGAACAGGACUACCAGCUGCUGGUCUGUGAGGGACUGUUUGACGAAUAUCUGGAGAUGGUGCUGCAGUUUGGCUUCAUCACUGUGUUUGUGGCGGCAUGUCCGCUGGCUCCGUUCUUCGCUCUAGUCAAUAACUGGGUGGAGAUCCGUCUGGAUGCUCAUAAGUUUGUGUCAGAGUACAGGAGGCCCGUGGCAGAGCAGGCCCAGGACAUCGGCAUAUGGUUCCAGAUCUUGCAGCUCAUCACCCACAUCGCUGUAGUCGCCAAUGCCUUCCUCAUUGCCUUCACAUCCUCCUUUUUGCCAAGGGCGUAUUACAGAUUCACCAGAGAUUCCUCACUCCACGGCUUCACAAACUUUACCUUGGCCAAUUCACCCACAGUCUUCACGGCCAUCCAGAACUCCACUUGCAAGUAUCCAGAUAUAAGGGAUGACCACGGGAAGUACAGGCCAGAAUACUUUGAACUGUUGGCUGUCAGACUUGGCUUUGUGAUUGUGUUUGAGCAUGUGGUGUUCACCGUGAGCAGAUUCAUCGACGCACUGAUCCCUGAUGUUCCAGAAGAAGUCCAGAUAAAGGUCAAGAGAGAACGCUACAUGGCCAAAGAGGCUCUAGCUGAGAAUCAGGUCUUUGGGAAAAAUCUGGUUCCACUUUUGACAGAGGAGUCCUUAGUGCAACUCCGAGCCCCUGCCGAUCCAACAAAGUCCUAAGCGCAAAUCUUAUACUAUGGAGCAUUACAUGGAAUUAUCUUAGCCUCUCGA
Messenger RNA from Periophthalmus magnuspinnatus, 2782 nucleotides. It is a transcript of the gene ano7, whose product is annotated as anoctamin 7. Gene Ontology annotation, molecular function: protein dimerization activity; chloride channel activity. The record is from RefSeq and is a predicted model, not a curated record. Gene Ontology annotation, biological process: calcium activated phospholipid scrambling; chloride transmembrane transport. The transcript is spliced from 23 exons. Gene Ontology annotation, cellular component: plasma membrane. NCBI's taxonomy places the organism in Eukaryota, Metazoa, Chordata, Actinopteri, Gobiiformes, Gobiidae. The coding region runs from base 131 to 2731 and encodes 866 amino acids.